UAUGUGAAAGGACUGGGUGGAGUCGGCAAAAGGACUGUGGGGGCCAAAGAAGUAGAUGAUGGCUUUGCUGGGCAUCACUCAGAUGGGCUACAUGGACCCAUUUAGAGCCAGGGUCCUACAGCCAGACCCAGCAGGAAGAGAGAGCAGUGGUGGUGAGGAAAUAGCGCGAGACGAGUGUCAGACCCGCAGUGAGCCUGUCGUCCACCUCCCAUCCGAGGACAGCAGCCCCUUUUUCCGGACAAAGGAGCAAUGUCUGGAGGAGCGGUAUUUUGGCCGGCUGCCCGCUGAUUGUGAAACUGGGGCACAGCUGGAGAGGAUGCCAUACCACAACGGGAGUGUGGAGACCUACUCUCACAUGAAGCUGUUGUGUCAGACCCCCAAAGCUCCCAACAUGAUGUACCGGGUGCCCCUGACUGACAGCCAGCAGAUUGGCUGGUGGCUCCCCCAGGAUCCCAGUGAGACCCUGGAGAAGACAGAGCCCUGGAGCCGGGUCAUUCGUUACCCCCUGGCUAACAGUGAGAUGACACAGUGAGUGAAACCCAGCCCUGAGCGUCGC
Stegostoma tigrinum is the source of this 556-nucleotide messenger RNA. Its product is annotated as testis-expressed protein 49-like. NCBI's taxonomy places the organism in Eukaryota, Metazoa, Chordata, Chondrichthyes, Orectolobiformes, Stegostomatidae. The coding region runs from base 56 to 532 and encodes 158 amino acids. The record is from RefSeq and is a predicted model, not a curated record. The transcript is spliced from 4 exons.